Molecule: messenger RNA, 2173 nt
Organism: Manihot esculenta (cassava)
Lineage: Eukaryota; Viridiplantae; Streptophyta; Magnoliopsida; Malpighiales; Euphorbiaceae
Exons: 2
Coding region: 1254-1982 (242 amino acids)
Source: RefSeq, a predicted model, not a curated record
AAUCAAAUUUUUUGAUAAUCAAGAUCUUUUAUGUGCAUGUUCUUGAAAAUUUUUAGUUGCUAUUAAAGAUUUUUAGAAUUAAAAAAUCUAAUUAUUUCCUAUUUGUUUAAUGUAAUACUGUUGAUUUUUAGAAUUUAUAGAAUUAAUCUGAUUAUAUUAUUAUAAAUCAUUGUUUGCUGGGUUGCUGAGUUGCUGUUGUUAUUGAACACACUGCUGGGUGGUGGUUCUUGUUACUGGGUUUGCUGGGUUGUUAGGUGUAGUUUAUUUGUUAGUUUUUCUCAUUGAAUUGAAUUAAAAAAAUCGGGUUCGCAUAUUGUGCGGGUUAAACGGGUUUGGGACUGACGGGUUUGGGACGGGUUCGGAUAGUAAAAUUAAAAUAUUAAACAGAUUUGGGACGGGUUCGGGAAUUGUAUAUAUAAUUGGGUUCGGGUUUGGGUAAUCUCAAUUUUGCGGGUAUCCUACCCAUUUACAUCCCUAGAUCUUGAGAUUGAGUUGUCAUCCAACUGAGACUCGUCAGGACCUGUUUUUGGGCACUAGAAAGAGAAUAUAGAUACAGGAAAUAAACAAUGGUUCGCUUGUUUUUGUCGGAACCUAACCGGAAAGAAGAUGGAGUUCGUGGAGACAGUGUCGUUGCCAAGCAAUGGAUAUCGCAUUUGAACCAAUUGGAAUCCCUUAUCUGGUCGUUGAUGACUGCUGGCGGAGCAGAAGCUCGUUUAUGGCUUUGCAGUACAAUAUCAGGCAUUACUUCCUUGACCUCCCGCCAGCAGCGGGACCUCUUUGUGAACUUACUGAGAACCAGGCCUACAAAUCAUAGUUUGGCUUCCCAGCUCCUGCAAAUGAUAUUUGAGAAGCAGCCGCGGAAAGCUGGACCCAUCAUAGCCAAGAGAAGUUAUAUGCUUGAGAAGUUCUUUGCAGGCAUGAAAUCCAAAGCGUAUAAUGCAAUGGUUUUCAAAUUUUGCUAAUGGGGUGGAUUGGAUCACAAAAAGGGUGCCAAAGCAUUAUCGCAAUUUGCAUUUGUGAAUCGUGAUAUAUGUUGGGAGGAGCUUGAGUGGAAAGGAAAACAUGGGCAAUCCCCUGCCUUGGUGGCUACAAGGCCUCAUUACUUUCUUGAUUUGGAUGUCCAACGAACAGUGGAAAAUUUUCUUGACAAUGUACCUGAAUUUUCGUCUUCCACUGAGUUUGCUGAGUCCUUGAGAGAUGGUGAUAUUUUGUUCAUUGAUACCAAGUACUUUGUCGAAUUUUUUGUUGGCUUGAUGUACAAAGAGGAUUCAAGAGAUGUAUGGGAAGUUAUAAGUCAGUUUCUUAUGAAUGAAUCUUUUUCCUUUUUGUGUAACCGCCUCCUUAUCACUCUUGGAGACAGGGAAUUGUUCACUGUUCUGGAAUUGCUUCAUGCAUAUUUAAGCAUGAAUAUGGAACCAGUGGAUUUUGGUAACUCAUCUUGUUGGCUUGAGUUUGCACUUUCUAGAUUCAAUGAUUGUGAAUCUUUUGAGCAGCUGCUUCUGUUAAAUGCUGUUAUCAAUCAAGGACGCCAGCUUCUGCGGCUUGUGCAUGAUGAAGAGUCCCAAGAGGAACAAACAAAAAUCAAGGACAUUGUAUCUCAGACAUGCACAAUCUCAAGCACGGGAAACAUCUUGGAUCCUUUACUGAAUGAAUGCUUCAAGAUGAAGACAACAGAAGCAAUUAUGUUCUUGGGGCUUCAGUCUUGGGUUAUUCAUUAUGCAUUAUCAGACGAAAGCCGAAUUUCAGAAUCCUGGGAAUCUUUAUUUUCAAAUAAUGGUAUAAGUUUCCAAAAGUCUUAUAAAUAUGCAAUGCUACAUCACGUCGGAUUGUCAGAAGAAAGUGACUAUGAAUUGGAUAAUGUUGCACAGUUAAGAGAAAGCGCAGGAAGAAAAAGAAAAGUAGAAAAAAGAAAAGGAACUUCGAUGAUGAGGAAUUCUAUGAGAAUUAGCUGCUGGAUCUCGACACCUCAAAUAAUCAGCUAGGUUUGCAAUCUAAGGCUGGAAGUUGGUUGCUUUCCACGGAUGGAUUUUCUGCAUCAUGGACUGAUGUAAGUUGAACUGUUUACUUUAUUUUAUCACAGCAUUUCUUUUACCACUUCACUCUGUUAACUUGCAUAAUACAUGUGAGGAAUGUUCCAUUAUGAUUAUGUAGUAAUCUAAAAAUAUUUCGAAAA